AUGGGAGCUGAAGGAGAUUCCAGCGAUGCCGUUCCUGUUACCGUCGGCGAAGUUUCCGUCAAUAUUCGAUGUUCCAACGGCUCCAAAUUUUCCGUCAAAACUACGCUUGAUUCCAACGUCGGCGCUUUCAAAUCGCUUGUUGCGCAAAACUGUGAUGUUCCUGCCGAGCAGCAGAGGUUGAUCUACAAAGGUCGGAUUCUGAAAGAUGACCAAACCCUAGAAAGCUAUGGUUUGCAAGCAGAUCAUACCAUCCAUAUGGUUCGUGGUUUUGCUGCAUCUGCAUCGACUGCUCCUUCCGGAACUACGAAUUCUGCUGCUUCUGACACUACCCCGGUUUCUGCUCCUGCUGCUGGUCCAACAGAAAGUGGAGGUUUAGGAAGUGCUGGUCUUGGGGCAUCCUUAUUUUCUGGACUUGGUCUGGGUGGAACUGGUGCGCCUCCUCCUGGUUUACUAGGAGCUGGACUUCCAGAUUUUGAACAAAUGCAGCAACAACUUACCCAGAACCCAAAUAUGAUGAGAGAAAUAAUGAACAUGCCUGCCAUUCAGGGUCUGAUGAAUAAUCCAGAUCUUAUGCGAAAUCUGAUUAUGAGCAAUCCUCAGAUGCGCGACAUCAUUGAUCGGAAUCCAGAGCUGGCUCAUAUAUUGAAUGACCCUAGUAUUCUCAGGCAGACCUUAGAAACUGCAAGGAAUCCUGAGCUCAUGCGUGAGAUGAUGCGGAACACUGACCGAGCUAUGAGCAACAUUGAAUCCUCUCCUGAAGGUUUUAACAUGCUCAGACGCAUGUAUGAGAAUGUCCAAGAACCAUUUCUGAAUGCCACCACUAUGGCUGGGGAUGCAGGAACUAAUCCGAGUGCUAACCCAUUUGCUGCUCUUUUGGGAAAUCAGGCUGCUGGUGGUGGACAACAGAGAGAUGGUUCUAAUAACCCAUCAACAACUGGAUCUGAAACUGGAGCUCCGAAUACUAAUCCACUUCCAAACCCCUGGAAUAGUGCUGCAGGAGGCGCCCAGACAAACAGUACUCCUAGAACAAACCCUUCUGGAGAUACAAGGUCACCUCCUGUUGGUGGAUUAGGUAGCCUUCCAGAUUUGGAUCGUAUGCUUGGUGGAGGUGGACUUCCAGAUGCAUCAAUGAUGAAUCAGAUGAUGCAAAAUCCAGCAAUCUCACAGAUGAUGCAAAGCAUGCUAUCCAACCCACAGUAUAUGAAUCAGAUUCUUAAUAUGAGUCCACAGCUGCGUGCUAUGACUGAUUCAAACCCUCAGCUGCGAGAAAUGAUGCAAAAUUCUGAUGUUCUUCGUCAGAUGGCAAAUCCUGAGAUGAUGCAGCAAAUGCUAGCUAUGCAGCAGUCACUUCUAUCAGGAAUGAACCGUCCUCAAACAAACCAAGAUCAAUCACCAAAUGCUGGCGCUGCAGGAAAUGCAAAUAGAGAUAUGGGUCUGGAGAUGCUGAUGAGCAUGUUUGGUGGUCUUGGUGCUGGCGGUUUAACCACCCCAGAGAAUUCAAAUGUACCACCUGAAGAGCUUUAUGCAACUCAGUUGACACAGCUUCAAGAGAUGGGUUUUUUCGAUGCACAAGAGAACAUAAGGGCUUUGCAAGCUACUCGUGGUAAUGUUAAUGCUGCUGUGGAGCGACUUUUGGGAAAUAUGGGUCAGUGAUGUUUUGGAGGAUUACCUUUUGGAACACAGUUUAUCCAGUACAGUCUUUUGUGGAAUUCCUAAGAUCAGUAUGCCCAGAUUAGUGUCUCACUAAAGAUGGAAAAACGCAAGCUCGAAUUCUGAGAUUACAUUUCGGGCAUGUGAAUAAACAAAAGAAAGUACGCAAUGUGAUAAGAGUUAUGACUUCUGGAUAUAGGCUCGUAUCUCAGCUCAACAUUAGAAUCUUCACUCUUCUGCCCCCUUCACGCAACCAUCCUUGAAACUUAUGUACAUACACAAUUUUAAUUAUUAUCUGUGGAAUGUUUGAUUUGAUUUUGUCUAUGUAUUGUCCCUUUCAAUUCAUAACCAGGAUGCAGUUUUCAGAUACCUCUGGUUAAUCAGGGACUUCUUAUUUGCUGAUGAGAAACAGCUUCAGCCUUUGGAGAACUAUUAGUGUUUUCAACGUCGUGUGUUAUGGGCAAAGAACUCAUGAAAUUGUUUGCUCUUUUGCGGAUGUGUUUGAUAGUGUAGUAGAUCAGAGUUAGUACCCUUAGUUGAUCUUGAUCAGAGGGCUAUUUGGGGAUAUAUGACGACUUUUGCUAGAAUGCUUCUUACCCCGCGAAUUACAAAAUUUUACCAAACCAGCUAUUCCUGUUAGUUGGCUGGAUAAUUCUUUACAGCUAGUUAAUGGCAUGUCCAUAAUUCAAUAAUUCGUGACUUAAUAUAUUUUCUUGUCAUUUUCUA
This is a messenger RNA of Chenopodium quinoa (quinoa), 2376 nucleotides long. RefSeq names its product ubiquitin domain-containing protein DSK2b-like. Gene Ontology annotation, cellular component: cytosol. Bases 1 to 1653 code for a protein of 550 amino acids. Gene Ontology annotation, molecular function: polyubiquitin modification-dependent protein binding. Gene Ontology annotation, biological process: ubiquitin-dependent protein catabolic process. The transcript has 8 exons. Lineage: Eukaryota; Viridiplantae; Streptophyta; Magnoliopsida; Caryophyllales; Amaranthaceae. The record is from RefSeq and is a predicted model, not a curated record.